AUGAGCUCCAAAGCACAACAAGAAUACCGAUCAGCCUUCAUUACACUCAUCUCUCAGCUUUCAACGAUCGAACAAAAGGGACAAGAGUUCUUUGACAAGAUUGAAAAAGCAGCGUGGACACCUUAUGAACCUAAUGCAGCACAAGCUGAUUUGGAGCAAUUGAUGUCAGCUAUGCAUACGCUGGAAACACAUGUCAAGACUUGUGGACUACUCAGCAUCACGGGAACAUCUUCCGAGGAUACGGAUACAUCACAACAAGGUCGCAAUCUCGCCACACGGACCGCUGAAACCGUUCAAUCACUCGAUACUUACUUUCAAGAAAAGAGCAGGCUCGUCACUAACAUUCGUGCAGCUGCCAGCACAGCUCAUCGUCCCAUCUAA
Lichtheimia ornata is the source of this 381-nucleotide messenger RNA. RefSeq lists its product as uncharacterized. Lineage: Eukaryota; Fungi; Mucoromycota; Mucoromycetes; Mucorales; Lichtheimiaceae. The transcript is spliced from 3 exons. Bases 1 to 381 code for a protein of 126 amino acids. The record is from RefSeq and is a predicted model, not a curated record.